Vitis riparia (riverbank grape) is the source of this 1587-nucleotide messenger RNA. RefSeq names its product serine/threonine-protein kinase WAG1-like. Gene Ontology annotation, biological process: protein phosphorylation. The transcript has a single exon. Gene Ontology annotation, cellular component: cytoplasm; nucleus; plasma membrane. The coding region runs from base 60 to 1484 and encodes 474 amino acids. Gene Ontology annotation, molecular function: protein serine/threonine kinase activity; ATP binding. The record is from RefSeq and is a predicted model, not a curated record. NCBI's taxonomy places the organism in Eukaryota, Viridiplantae, Streptophyta, Magnoliopsida, Vitales, Vitaceae.
CAUCUUUCCUUUAUAACAAGUCAUCUGUGUUUCCACCGAUCACACCAAUUUUCGUAGCUAUGGAUGAAGAAACCUUUUUUCCAUCUGAUACUGAUAUUGAUUUCAGCUUCACCUCCACCACCUCCUCCGUCACCACAGCCACCGACCGCACCUUUGCAUCCUCCAGCGCUCGCACCAGCCUCGCCCGCUCCAGCCUCACUCUCAGCUUCAACGAGUCACGCCUCUCCACCUCAACUGCCGGACCCACCGCUGCGGCCAACCUCCACCAUCGUCCUCACCGCAAAUCUGACCCGCAUUGGUCGGCAAUCAACGCCGCCACUACGUUGUCGUCAGAUGGAGCACUUCACCUUCGCCACCUCAAGCUCCUCCGCCACCUAGGCACCGGCAACCUCGGCCGUGUCUUCCUUUGUCGCCUCCGCGACUGCGACGCUGCCAACUUCGCCCUCAAGGUAGUGGAUAGAGAUGCUCUAACGAACAAGAAGCUCUCUCACGUGCAAAUGGAGGCGGACAUCCUCUCAGCGCUCGACCACCCUUUUCUGCCUACGCUCUAUGCCCACCUCGAAGUCUCCCACUACACUUGCCUCCUCAUCGAUUACUGCCCCGGUGGCGACCUCCACUCCCUCCUUCGCAAGCAGCCCGGAAACCGGCUACCGGUCGACGCGGUCAGGUUCUACGCGGCCGAGGUGCUGGUAGCCCUUGAGUACCUUCACGCCACUGGCGUCGUUUACCGGGAUCUGAAGCCGGAAAAUGUUUUGCUCCGUGAGGAUGGCCACAUCAUGUUGUCAGACUUCGACUUGUGCUUCAAGGCCGAUGUGGUGCCUAUACUGGAGAGCCGAGCUCGGACGAGACCGGUUCAUGGAUGUUUCGGAUCGCGGGAGGCGGCAGAAGAGGUGGUGGCGGAGUUCGUGGCCGAGCCGACGGACGCGUUUUCCAGGUCCUGCGUCGGAACCCACGAGUACCUGGCGCCGGAGUUGGUUGCUGGCACCGGCCAUGGCAACGGCGUUGACUGGUGGGCGUUUGGGGUGUUUAUAUUUGAGAUGUUGCAUGGAACGACUCCUUUUAAAGGAGGGAGCAAAGAAGCCACCUUGCGCAAUAUAGCAUCGACCCGGCAAGUUAAGUUCCAAGCCAGAGAUGAAGAAGAAAAGGGGGUCGGAAUUACAGAAGCAAGAGACUUGAUUGAAAGACUAUUAGUGAAGGACCCAAGGAAGCGGCUAGGGUUCUCCAGGGGUGCGACGGAUAUUAAACGGCACCCUUUCUUUAACGGGAUAAAAUGGCCUCUGAUUCGGACGUACACCCCACCGGAGGUACGAGGAGUUGCGAGGAAGACCAAGGCACACGUGAGUCACGUGACUGGGGUUCCCCGUGAAAGAGGGCAUUGGUGGUGGAAUUCUAAGAAAAAUAAGGGGUCAAAGUACAAUUUCGCUUUUAAUAAUAACAACUAUUACUCUUAUAUUAAUUAUAAAAAGGUUAAGAAAUGUGCUUAGUCGGAUAUUACUCUUUUUGUUGGGCUCUUGUUUUUCUUUUGUAUUUUUUUUUUUAAAUGUAAAGGAGAAAGGAAUAGUGGGAUAUAUUAGCAAUUUUGUUGAA